CCACGAGAGGAGACGGUCGUGCAUCGAUCCUCAGUGUCGGAAGACAGACGCGUGUAGCUAAAAAAAAUCUACAGCCUCCCGCGUUUCGUUUUCAACCCUCGCAGUAUGAUCGUGUUUGUUGCCUUAGUUAUCGCAACCGCGACUGGUAGGGUUGAAGCCACGAGCUGCGAAGCAGCGGCGGCUGCUGCGGCAUUAGAAGAUGGCGGCACGGUUGUGGAAACGAGCCUGAAACUGCUGACUGGCACUUGGAUAUCGGAAGGCUGCGAGACCCGUCCCGGUCCAGAGUACGUCAUACGUUCCUACUCAUUCAGCGACGAUGGUAGAUAUCUGCUCACCCAACACCAUUAUUGGGACGACUCUUGUUCAAGUCCUCAGCUGACGAUUACGUCCCACGGCAAAAUCCAGAUGAAGAGCUCGUUGGUGCAGCCAGGAGCAGCGGCGGGGGUUUUCAGGGUUACCAACAUCACCGUCAUCCCGCAGGAUGAGAACGCAGCGAGGAGACUGGACCGGACCGUCUCCGUCGAGUGUCCAGGUCAAUAUUGGAAAUCGUGGCGCAAAUACGAAGAACAUACCGUCUACGACAACCGCUAUGACGAGAAAAAGAAAACGUUCAACCUCUGGAUGUCGUCGUACAACGCCAACAGCCACCAUUCGAUCAACAGCAAAGGUAGCAACGUCCACUUCAGCGACAUCUCGUGUCUCGGCUCGCUGAAGUGGGCUUUCAACGAGCUGAAGCUGCUGAAGGUCCAGCUCAGGCCUCUGCCGGACCAAGCGAAGAAGCGUCCGAAAGAGGUGAAGAUGGAACUCCUGCUUGGCGACAUCCAUUCGAGCUACAAGCUACGGCAGUAUUACAACCCGACUAGUUUUCAAGUGCCUCUCGUGAAGCAAGUCAAAGAACCCAGCACGAUCUUCGUCAAUCGACAUUCGUAUCUGGUGCGCAACACUCAAGCGAUACCGGUCAACAUGUUCAGCAACAGCAUGACUCCUCCCCAUCUAAUCGAGAAACCUCAUCUGCCUCCAUACAUCUGGGGCGACUGGACUUCUACGAGAUGCGAGUCUAGACCGAUGAACUUGUACCUCACCAGAAGGUUCUCGUUCUAUUCCGAAGACGACACAUGGAUCGGUGAGCACAAAUUCUACUCCGACCCGUUCUGCAAGAUACCGAAGUUCACCGUCACCGCUGCCGGUCACUAUAAGCUCGUUGGAGGCAAUAGGGAGAUCAAAGGAACUAGCGAUAUAGACUUCCACAGGGAGAGAGCGAGCCUGACGGUCUUGGAUCAGAGGAUGAUCGACGAAAUGAGGUUGCCAGAACUGUGUGGCGACGACGAGUGGCAAGUCGAUGUUCCGAAGGAGAUGGCGUCCAACGGAGGUUGCAUCCAAUUGGGAAUGAUGUUGCCCAGCACUCAACGCGAUAUUGUGAAGCUCGAGAUGGACUACAGGGGAGCGUGGUUGCUGUAUCUGGGUCAGGUGGAUACGGACAACCUACAGUCCGCUCAGGAGGAGCACCAAAGGCCCUCGGCCUUCCAAUUGCCGUUGGUGAAGUGCGGCGAGACCCCCGGUUUUUCCUUGGGUCUCAGGGAGAUUUUAAGCGACGCCGUUAAUUUUAAUACGGGCGGCGAUCGGAAAGUGACGCCCGUUUGGACGGUGGCCGUUAUCGUGAUAUUAUACUUUAGGUGAUAGUAAUUGUUAGGUCGUGUAAAUAAUUUUAGACGUAAGUUGUACAUUUUAACGAAGAGGGACAAUUUUACCAGUGAUAUGUAAAUAGACUAUUAAUGUAAAUAUAUGCGCGCAUUCAAAUAAAGUAAUCGACUUGUAGUUUCAUGAUUAAUCUGUGGUUUCGCGAAUUCAGGCGUGAAAACCGA
Cylas formicarius (sweet potato weevil) is the source of this 1862-nucleotide messenger RNA. RefSeq names its product protein APCDD1-like. Gene Ontology annotation, molecular function: Wnt-protein binding. Gene Ontology annotation, cellular component: plasma membrane. Gene Ontology annotation, biological process: negative regulation of Wnt signaling pathway. The coding region runs from base 106 to 1677 and encodes 523 amino acids. Lineage: Eukaryota; Metazoa; Arthropoda; Insecta; Coleoptera; Brentidae. The transcript has 4 exons. The record is from RefSeq and is a predicted model, not a curated record.